Messenger RNA from Clonostachys rhizophaga, 1647 nucleotides. NCBI's taxonomy places the organism in Eukaryota, Fungi, Ascomycota, Sordariomycetes, Hypocreales, Bionectriaceae. The record is from the annotation of a GenBank genome assembly.
AUGAACGGUGAUAGCUACUCCCGAGACAGUCGACGGGGGCGUGACUACCCAGGCGGACGCGAAGACCGCGACGAUCGGCGAGAGCGCCACAGAGAUCGCGACCGUAGACGCUCGAGGUCCCCCGACCACCGAAGCAAUCGUCGGGCAGAGGGCGAUGUAGAUGCUUAUUCUUCGAGCCGAAACCACAGAGAUCGCGAGCGCGAAGAUCGUUAUUCCGGACGCGAUCGCCGCAGAGAUCGUGAAUGGGACAGGGACCGUGGCAGCUCGCGACGGGAUGCUCGCCGUGACGACGAGGAUCGAUACAACAGACGAGACCGAGACAACUUCGACGACCGUCGGCGAGGUGGCAGGGAGCGUCGCGAGGAAGCUCCCCCUAGAAAUGAAAGCCGUCGUACUGCUUCACCGCCGCCAAAGAAGAGAGAGCCGACUCCUGAUCUGACAGACAUUGUUUCUGUCCUGGACCGCAAGCGACGCCUCACACAAUGGGACAUCAAGCCACCAGGCUAUGAUUUUGUCACAGCUGAGCAAGCCAAGCUGUCAGGCAUGUUCCCUCUUCCUGGUGCUCCGCGACAACAACCCGUAGACCCCACAAAGCUCCAGGCAUUCAACCAGCCUGGUGGACAAGUUUCUAGCUCUGGCCUGCUCGCCAGCAGUUCUCGACAGUCGAAGCGUCUGAUCGUGUCUAACUUCCCCCCGAAGGUCACGGAGGAAGAGUUGAUUGCCUUUUUCAACCUGCAACUCAACGGGUUGAACGUGAUUGAAACUCCAGACCCUUGUGCUCAGUGCCAGUUCUCCGGCGACGGGUCUCUUGCCAUCCUAGAGUUCAAGAAUUCUCAGGAUGCAACUGUAGCACUUGCAUUUGAUGGCGUCUCGAUGCACGCGGAUGAUACCAAUGGCUCUGGAGGCUCAGCCAAUGGUCUUCAAAUUCGACGACCCAAGGACUUCUCGAUGCCAGCAAUCACGGAAGACUUGAGGGCCGACCUCGAUGUGGUGUCAAAUGUCGUACCUGACUCGAUCAACAAGCUUUCCAUCACAAAUCUACCUACUUUCCUCAACGAGGAGCAAGUCAUGGAGCUCCUCGUUGCAUUUGGAAAGCCUAAAGCCUUCGUCUUGGUCAAAGACAGAAGUACUGAGCAGUCUAGCGGAAUCGCUUUUGUCGAGUUCGCUGACCCUCUCACUGCCAACAAUCCUGCUCUCGAAACCCUGAAUGGUAUGGAGAUUGGAGGGAAGAAGCUCAGGGUUGUCAAAGCAUGCAUUGGGCCCACACAGAUGGCGAACUUUGAUGUUGGAAUUGCUGCCAUUAGCGGAUUGGCAUCGCAGACAAAUAAUGCAGCUGAGCAGAGCCGGGUACUGCAACUCCUGAACAUGGUCACACCCGAAGAGCUCCUAGAUAACGACGAGUACGAGGAAAUUUCCGAUGAUGUUCGGGAAGAAUGCUCGAAAUUUGGCAACAUUAUCGCGAUCAAAAUCCCACGGCCUUCUGGCGGAAGCAGGCAAUCGGCCGGAGUCGGAAAGAUCUUCAUUAAGUACGAUGAACCGGACACCACAGCAAAAGCACUCAAGGCCCUGGCUGGCCGGAAGUUCGCAGACAGGACUGUGGUGGCAACAUACUUUCCAGAGGAAAACUUCGAUGUUGGUGCUUGGUAA